Molecule: messenger RNA, 4400 nt
Organism: Pantherophis guttatus
Lineage: Eukaryota; Metazoa; Chordata; Lepidosauria; Squamata; Colubridae
Source: RefSeq, a predicted model, not a curated record
AAUCGGACCGAACGAGAGAUUUCCGGCCGAGGUUCCAUGCGGGGAGACAGAGUGCCGGUUCCUCGGUGAAAAGGAAAGUCUUUUGCCUCACAUGAUUGCUGGACCCAAGGGAGAAAGAUGGAGGAGAGCAACCAGAAACAACAUCGCAAGAAACACAGCGGUCCCAAGGCUGGCAAGAAAAAGAAGCGCCAUUUGAAAGAUUUAGGAAUCGAAGAUGAAGAGGAUGCCAGGAAGAGAAACCCCAAGGCCUUUGCGGUCCAGUCUGCAGUCCGCAUGGCCAGAUCCUUCCACAGGACCCAGGAUUUGAAAACCAAAAAGCAUCAUAUUCCAGUGGUGGAUCGCACUCCCUUGGAACCCCCUCCAGUGGUCGUAGUGGUGGUGGGCCCCCCCAAGGUUGGGAAAAGCACCUUGAUAAGGUGCCUCAUUAAGAAUUUCACAAGGCAGAAAUUGGUUGAAAUUCAAGGCCCUGUGACCAUCGUAUCAGGUAAAAAACAACAGCUAACCAUCAUUGAAUGUGGGUGCGAUAUUAAUGCGAUGAUUUGAUCUUGCCAAAGUUGCGAUCUGGCUUUGAUGCUGAUCGAUGCCAGUUUUGGAUUUGAAAUGGAAACCUUUGAAUUUCUGAACAUUUGCCAGGUCCAUGGCUUCCCCAAGAUCAUGGGUGUUCUUACGCACCUGGACAGCUUCAAAAAUAACAAGCAGCUCAGGAAGACCAAAAAGAGAUUAAAGCAUCGGUUCUGGACUGAGGUCUAUCAGGGUGCCAAAUUGUUCUACCUCUCCGGGAUGGUGCACGGAGACUAUCAAAAACAGGAAAUCCACAAUCUAGGGCGGUUUAUCUCCGUGAUGAAAUUCCGUCCCCUGACUUGGCAGACAACUCAUCCCUACGUCUUGGUGGACAGGAUGGAAGAUUUGACAAACCCAGAGGCGAUCAGGGUUAAUCCAAAAUGCGACCGGAAAGUUUCCCUUUAUGGUUAUCUAAGAGGAUCCCACUUGAAAAACAAAAGCCAAAUACACAUAGCAGGUGUCGGGGAUUUCACUGUCAGCGAUGUCAGCUUCCUGCCAGAUCCUUGCGCCCUUCCUGAGCAUCAAAAGAAACGCUGCUUAAAUGAGAAGGAGAAACUGAUUUACGCCCCGCUCUCGGGGGUUGGGGGCUUGGUAUACGACAAAGAUGCUGUGUAUAUUGACCUUGGGGGAAGCCACUCCCAUCGGGGCAGAGAGGAGGAAGAAAGACCGAACCACGAGCUCGUCCAGAGUCUCAUCUCGGCACAUUCCACCAUCGAUGCCAAGAUGGCUUCCAGCAAAGUCUCUCUCUUCAUGGACUCCAAGCCUUUAGAUACGGAGGAUGUUGAAAAUGAGAGCGUUUUUGCCAUGCCUAAAGAAGAAAAGGAAACAGACCCGCGAACUGGGAGGACACGCCGGAAGGCAGUCUUUGAAAAUGAAGACCAAAGUGAUGAUGAGGAGGAAGAAGAGGAGGAGGAGGAAGAAGAGGGGAUGUCUGUGGAGGAGGACAUAGGGGAGAGUGAUAGUAAUGAGGAAGGAGAAGAUGACACUUUUCUACACCAGUAUCUGGUUUCUGAGCGAAGCAGAAAUGAAACUGAGUCUGCACUCCUAACGGAGCGGCCAGCCUUUGCUGACAGUGAUGAUGAUCUUGAGGUGAGUUCAGAAGAGGAAGAAGAAGACGACUUCAAAGAGAUGGACGAAAGUGAAGAGGAAGAGGAGGCGACACCUUCCCAAUCUACCGCCAGAAACCCAGCUCGAUUGAAUAAACCUUUAUCGUGCGAAACGGACCACAAGGUGAGGAACAGAAAAAAGUUAGUUAAAAAAGUAGCCCGUAUCACAUUGAUUGAAAAAAUGACUGCUGAAGAGGCACCAAUGCCAGAUUUAGAUGGACCUUUAUCUUCAGAAAGCCCCUCAGAGGAGGAGGAGGAGGAGGAGGAGGAGGAGGAGGAUGCCGAUGACGACCUCAAAGGGUCGAGCCAGAAAGAGUCUCAACUACAAAGUGCUGAUGUUAAGAUACAAGAUUCUGGGUCGAUGAAGAACGAAGAUGACGUGGAAGAUCUCUUGAAAGAGGACGAAGACUAUAAAGAGGCGUUGGAUUUUUCUUCAGAAACAAUUGGGGCUCUGAAAUGGAAAGAAGACCUCACCCAGAAGGCAGCCGAAACUUUUUUGAGGCAGCAACAGGCUGCUCCGAAUCUCCGCAAACUCGUUUAUGGGUCAGUGGCCGAGGAUGUUGAGGAGGAGGAAGGAGAACGAGAUGUGGAACUCGGCGGGUUGUUUCGCGUCAGCCGUCCCGACAAAGAAUCGAAACGAAAGAUUGAUGCUCUGGAUUGCUCCAAAUUUCCCACAGAAGCCCCUCAGGACUGGGACUCGGACGAGGUGAUGGACAGCAUCCGGGACUGUUUCGUGACCGGAAAGUGGGAAGUGGACAAAGAUGCAGAAAAAUUGUUGAAGGAAGAUGAGGAAAUAUACGGCGAUUUCGAAGAUCUCGAGACAGGAACUAUGUAUAAAGGCAAAUCAGCUGAUCCAGGAGACGAGGUGGCAAACGAAGAGGAAGAGGACAACGAGGGAAAGAACCCCGAAGCGGAUGCGGAGGAAGAGGAGCAGAAGAAGCGUAUCGCGAAGAAACGUAAACUGAAAGAGAUGUUCAAUGCCGAAUAUGACGGGAACGCCACCUAUUUUGAUGAUCUGAAAGACGAAUUUCAAAAGCAGGCUCAGAUUAACAGACUUGAGUUUGAAGAUCAAGAUGAUGAAACCCGAAUUCAGUACGAGGGAUUUCGACCAGGGAUGUAUAUCCGGAUAGAACUGGAGAACGUCCCGUGUGAACUGGUGCUGCAUUUUGAUCCAUGUUAUCCAAUUGUCCUGGGCGGCCUGGGAAACACAGAAGGAAACGUGGGCUAUGUGCAGAUGCGGUUGAAGAAGCAUCGCUGGUACAAGAAGAUCCUUAAAACCCGUGAUCCACUGAUUCUGUCUCUAGGCUGGAGGCGGUUCCAGACAAUUCCUGUGUAUUACAUAGAAGACCACAACGGUCGUCACAGACUGCUUAAGUAUACGCCACAACACAUGCACUGCGGAGUAACUUUCUGGGGACCCAUCACUCCACAAGGGACCGGGUGUUUGGCCGUCCAAUCUGUGAGUGGUACAAUGGCUGAUUUUCGGAUAGCUGCUACUGGAGUUGUGCUGGACUUGGAUAAGUCCAUAAGGAUCGUGAAGAAAUUAAAGUUGAUCGGUUUCCCUUUCAAAAUUUUCAAGAAUACAGCUUUCAUUAAGGGGAUGUUUAACUCGGUGCUGGAAGUGGCUAGGUUUGAGGGGGCAGCCAUCCGUACGGUGAGCGGCAUCCGAGGACAGAUUAAGAAAGCCCUCAGGACCCCAGAGGGGGCCUUCCGAGCAACUUUUGAAGACAAGUUGCUGAUGAGUGAUAUCGUAUUCAUGCGAACAUGGUAUCCUGUAUCUACCCCUGCCUUCUAUAAUCCGGUCACCUCUUUACUGAAGCCUCCGGGUGAGAAAUCCUCUUGGGUAGGAAUGAAGACCACGGGCCAGUUGAGACACGAGAAAGGUAUCAGGCUGAAGCAAAACAAGGACUCCCUCUAUAAGCCGAUAACGCGGGUGAAGAAACAUUUCAACAAGCUGCAUAUUCCCAAAGCUCUUCAGAAAGCCUUGCCGUUUAAGAAUAAGCCCAAGUUCCAAGAAAGGAAAAAGAAAGUCACCAAGGAUCAGUGGAGACCAGCUGUCAUCAGGGAACCGCAUGAAAGGAAGGUCGCAGCGCUUCUCUCGGCUCUGGGCACGGUACACAACCACAAGGCGCAGAAGAACAAGGUGCAGCACCGCCAGCAGGUUAGAGUGCACCAGAAAGAGAAAGAGAAAGAGGAAGAAGCGAAGCUGAAGAGGCAGAAGGAAGCCAGGAAGAAACUUUUCCGUAUUAUCGGACAGAAGGAGAAGAAGAGACGGAAGUCGAGCCUGAAGGGCUCUUCUGAAAAAGAGUAAGAAGCAGCGAUGUGCAGAAGCCGAAUGAGAAGCGACGCACGGAAGCCAAACGGGCCUCUAAAACACCAAAGCCGUUCUGGUUUGGAGGAUUACAUUCUGGAAAACUGGUGGGACCACAGCCAUUGCUUCUAGAUGGGUCUAGUCUGGAGGAGGAACGGAGCCUUCAGAGUUAAUGGCCGAAGAGGGUUUCCCACCUAUCUGCCAAUGCCUUUCUAAUAACACCUGUUCAGUAAGGAUUGAGGCACUUAAUUCUUGGAUGACUAAUGAACAAAGAUCUAAAAAUAUUCCAGUUUGGUUCUGGACUUGGAAAGGCAAUGGAUCGUAUCCAAAAAGGGCUAUCCAGUUUAAACUGUCUUUGAUGAUGUUUAUUUGGUUAUUAUGCUGAAAGAAUCAUAAAUAUAUUUUAUAUUUUAGUUGGGAAA